Molecule: messenger RNA, 826 nt
Organism: Corylus avellana
Lineage: Eukaryota; Viridiplantae; Streptophyta; Magnoliopsida; Fagales; Betulaceae
Product: Got1/Sft2-like vescicle transport protein family
Biological process (GO): vesicle-mediated transport
Cellular component (GO): membrane
Source: RefSeq, a predicted model, not a curated record
AUACUUAAAUGGUCGGGUCUUGUAUUGAUCUCUGGUUCACUUUCUCAUUUUGGUUUCUCUCUUUCUCCGAACUCAUUGAAGAGCUGGAAAAAGCUUGAUUUUGCGACAAUGUGGAAGCUUAAGGAGUCUAUGUUGGGAGGCAAUGAAGACCAAGGAGAGGAGGGCCUCUUGGAUGACGAAUCAGACGGCUUUUGUUCUCUCUCUCCCAUGCAGAGAAUUUAUGGGUUCGCCGGGUGUUUGAUCGCUGGUCUGGUUUGCAUGUUCCUGUCAUUGAUUGUUUUUGCCAAACCUAUCAAAUUUGCAGUACUGUUCACCUUUGGCAAUGUGUUGGCAGUUGGAAGCACAGCAUUCCUCAUUGGACCUGGGCAACAAAUGAGGAUGAUGUUUGACUCUACCCGUGUCUAUGCAACUGCUAUUUACCUUGGAUGUGUUGUUAUUGCUCUCAUUUGUGCUCUCUGGAUCCACAACAAGAUUUUAACAAUAAUUGCGAUCAUAAUUGAGUUCUGCGCCCUUGUGUGUGAUGAGCUGCUUCAGGUACAGUCUGAGUUAUAUCCCUUUUGCUCGGAGAAUGGUUUCUGAACUGAUGGUACGAAUAUGCGACACCGAGCUUUAGAUGAUGCAAUUCAAACAACUUGAUUAACUGAGAGACUUGAAAUUUUUGGAUGCAUUCUUUCUUUGUUCUAUUGUUAUUGAUGGUUGAGUUGGCAGACCAGGUUUUGUGCUGGUCCUUUUAGGCUUGUGAUUGUUAUGGUAAAAGAUAAUUGUAUGUUUUUUGGCUACUUCCCAUUCACAUUGUUAUAUUGUAUUCUGCAAGAGGAUAAGUGCA